AUGUCAGUAGUUGAUUAUGAGUUUGGGAACGAUGGAAAGAGGCGUAUCGAUCUGCGUAAGCACCACGAGCGGUCUACGCACCGCAAGGCGCCCAAGAGCGACAACGUCUACCUGAAGCUCUUGGUGAAGCUUUACCGCUUCCUGGCCCGCCGCACCGAUGCGCCCUUCAACAAGGUUGUCCUGCGUCGCCUCUUCAUGAGCCGCAUCAACCGCCCUCCCAUCUCGCUGUCCCGCAUCGCGGCCAACCUCAAGAACGGCAACGAGAACAAGACGGUGGUCGUCGUUGGCACUGUCACCGAUGACAACCGCCUCCUGACUGUCCCCAAGAUGUCGGUUGCCGCCCUCCGCGUCACCGCCACUGCCCGUGCUCGCAUCACCGCUGCCGGCGGCCAGGUCAUCACCCUCGACCAGCUGGCCCUCGAGAAGCCCACGGGUGCCAACACCCUGCUGCUCCGCGGCCCCAAGAACGCCCGCGAGGCCGUCAAGCACUUUGGCUUCGGUCCCCACAAGAACAAGAAGCCCUAUGUCCGUUCCAAGGGCCGCAAGUUCGAGCGUGCCCGUGGCCGCAGGAGGUCGCGUGGCUUCAAGGUCUAA
Messenger RNA from Parathielavia appendiculata, 594 nucleotides. RefSeq names its product ribosomal protein L18e. Gene Ontology annotation, molecular function: structural constituent of ribosome; RNA binding. The transcript is spliced from 5 exons. NCBI's taxonomy places the organism in Eukaryota, Fungi, Ascomycota, Sordariomycetes, Sordariales, Chaetomiaceae. Gene Ontology annotation, biological process: translation. Gene Ontology annotation, cellular component: ribosome; cytosolic large ribosomal subunit. The record is from RefSeq and is a predicted model, not a curated record. Bases 1 to 594 code for a protein of 197 amino acids.